CACACACACACACACACAGACACACACACGUUACGGAGCUCUGAAGCCUGUCGGGUGUCGACAAGACCUGACGGCGCUGCGGCCGGGGCCCUGAGGUUGAUCCAAAAGCAUGGCCACUGCAAUUAGGGAGGUGGGGGUUUGGAGACAGACCAGAACACUGCUGCUGAAGAAUUACCUAGUUAAAUGCAGGACUAAAAAAAGUAGUGUUCAGGAGAUUCUUUUUCCACUGUUUUUUUUAUUUUGGUUAAUAUUAAUUAGCAUAUUGCAUCCAAAUAAGAAGUAUGAAGAGAUGCCUGAUAGAGAACUUAACCCCAUGGACAAGUCUAUCCUCUCUAACAGAAUUCUUGGAUAUACUCCAGUAACCAAUAUCACAAGCAGCAUCAUGCAGAAAGUGUCUACUGAUCAUCUUCCUGAUGUCAUUACUAUUGAAGAAUAUACAAAUGAAAAAGAAAUGGUGGAAUCCAGUAUUUCUAAGUCCAGCAACUUCAUAGGCGUGGUUUUCAAAGACUUCAUGUCCUACGAACUCCGGUUUUUCCCUGACAUGAUCCCAGUGUCUUCUGUUUAUAUGGACUCGAGAGCUGGCUGUUCCAAGUCCUGUGAGGCAGCUCAGUAUUGGUCCUCGGGAUUCACAGUUCUACAGGCAUCCAUAGAUGCUGCUAUUAUUCAGUUGAAGACCAACGUUUCUCUUUGGAGGGAGCUGGAGUCAACUAAAGCUGUAAUUAUGGGUGAAAGUGCUGUUGUGGAAAUAGAUACUUUUCCUCGAGGAGUGAUCUUAAUAUACCUGGUUAUAGCAUUUUCACCUUUUGGGUACUUUUUGGCAAUUCAUAUUGUUGCAGAGAAAGAAAAAAAGCUCAAAGAAUUUUUGAAGAUAAUGGGACUUCAUGACACCGCCUUUUGGCUUUCCUGGGUUCUUCUGUAUACAAGUUUGAUUUUUCUUAUGUCCCUUCUUAUGGCAGUCAUUGCAACAGCUUCUUCGUUAUUUCCUCAGAGCAGCAGCAUUGUGAUAUUUCUCCUUUUUUUCCUCUAUGGAUUAGCAUCUGUGUUUUUUGCUUUAAUGCUGACACCUCUUUUUAAAAAGUCAAAACAUGUUGGAAUAGUUGAAUUUUUCAUCACUGUAGCUUUUGGAUUUAUUGGACUUUGUAUCAUCUUUGUAGAAAGUUUUCCCAAAUCCCUGGUCUGGCUUUUCAGUCCCUUCUGUCAGUGCACUUUUCUGAUUGGUAUUGCACAGGUCAUGCAUUUAGAAGAUUUCAGCGAAGGUGCUCUAUUUUAUAAUUUAACAGAAGGCCCAUAUCCUCUAAUUAUUACUAUUAUCAUGCUAGCACUUAAUAGUAUAUUCUAUGUCCUGUUGGCUGUGUAUCUUGAUCAAGUCAUUCCAGGAGAAUUUGGCUUACGGAGAUCAUCUUUCUAUUUUCUGAAGCCAUCAUAUUGGUCAAAGAGUAAAAGAAAUUAUAAAGAGUUAUCAGAGGGCAAUAUUAAUGGAGGUGUUAGCUUCAGUGAAAUUGUUGAGCCUGUUUCUUCAGAAUUUGUAGGAAAAGAAGCCAUAAGAAUUAGUGGUAUUCAGAAGACAUACAGGAAAAAAGGUCAAAAUGUGGAAGCUUUGAGAAAUUUGUCCUUUGACAUAUAUGAGGGCCAGAUUACUGCAUUACUUGGUCACAGUGGAACAGGGAAAAGUACAUUGAUGAAUAUUCUUUGUGGACUGUGCCCACCUUCUGAAGGAAUUGCAUCCAUAUAUGGACACAGAGUUUCAGAAAUAGAUGAAAUGUUUGAAGCAAGAAAAAUGAUAGGCAUUUGUCCACAGUUAGAUAUACAUUUUGACGUUUUGACUGUAGAAGAAAAUUUGUCCAUUUUGGCUUCAAUCAAAGGCAUACCAGCCAACAACAUAAUACAAGAAGUGCAGAAAGUUUUACUAGAUUUAGACAUGCAAGCUAUAAAAGAUAACCAAGCUAAAAAAUUAAGUGGUGGUCAAAAAAGAAAGCUGUCGUUAGGAAUUGCUGUUCUUGGGAAUCCAAAGAUACUGCUGCUAGAUGAACCCACAGCAGGAAUGGAUCCCUGCUCUCGACACAUUGUUUGGAAUCUUCUAAAAUACAGAAAAGCCAAUCGGGUGACGGUGUUGAGUACUCAUUUCAUGGAUGAAGCAGACAUUCUAGCUGAUCGGAAAGCUGUUAUAUCACAAGGAAUGUUGAAAUGUGUUGGUUCUUCCAUUUUCCUCAAAAGCAAAUGGGGAAUUGGCUACCGGCUGAGCAUGUGUAUAGAUAGAUUCUGUGCCACAGAAUCCCUUUCCUCACUGGUUAAGCAGCACACACCCGGAGCUACUUUAUUACAACAGAAUGACCAACAAGUUGUGUAUAGCUUACCUUUCAAGGACAUGGACAAAUUUUCAGGUUUGUUUUCUGCACUAGACACUCAUUCAAAUUUGGGUGUCAUUUCUUAUGGUGUGUCCAUGACUACUUUGGAAGAUGUAUUCUUAAAGCUAGAAGUCGAAGCAGAAAUUGACCAAGCAGAUUAUAGUGUAUUUACUCAACAGCAACAAGAUGAAGAAAUGGAUUCAAAAAUUUUUGAUGAAAUGGAAGAGAGCUUACUUAUUCUUUCUGAAACCAAGGCUUCUCUAGUGAGCACCAUGAGCCUUUGGAAACAGCAGGUGUAUACAAUAGCAAAGUUUCAUUUACUCACUCUGAAACGUGAAAGUAAAUCGGUGAGAUCAGUGUUACUCCUGCUUUUAAUUUUUUUUGCUAUUCAGAUUUUUAUGUUUUUGGUGCAUAACUCUUUAAAAAAUGCUGUGGUUCCCGUCAAACUUGUUCCAGAGUUAUAUUUUCUAAAACCUGGAGAGAAACCUCAUAAGUACAAAACAAGUCUACUGCUUCAAAAUUCCACUGACUCAGAUAUCAGUGAUCUUAUUAGUUUUUUCACUUACCGGGACAUCGUGGUGACAAUGUUUAAUGACAGUGACUAUGUGUCUGCUGCUCCACACAGUGCAGCUUUAAACGUGGCGCAUUCAGAAAGGGACCAUAUUUUUACAGCUGUUUUCAAUAGUACCAUGGUUUAUUCUUUGCCUGUGUUGAUGAAUAUCAUCAGUAACUACUACCUGUAUCAUUUAAACGUCACUGAAACCAUCCACAUCUGGAGCACCCCUUUCUUUCAGGAAAUCACUGACAUUGUUUUUAAAGCUGAGCUGUAUUCUCAAGCAGCUUUGCUUGGAGUCAUUGUUACUGCAAUGCCACCGUAUUUUGCCAUGGAUAACGCAGAGAAUCACAAGAUCAAAGCUUAUACUCAGCUUAAACUUUCAGGUCUCUUGCCAUCUGCAUAUUGGAUUGGACAAGCUAUUAUUGAUAUACCCUUAUUUUUUAUUGUUCUUACUUUGAUGCUAGGAAGCUUAUUUGCAUUUCACCAUGGAUUAUAUUUUUAUGCUGCAAAGUUCCUGGUUGUGGUUUUUUGCCUAAUCGGGUAUGUUCCAUCAGUCAUUUUGUUCACUUAUGUUGCUUCUUUCACCUUUAAGAAAAUUUUAAAUACCAAAGAAUUUUGGUCAUUUAUCUAUUCUGUGACAGCAUUGGCUUGUGUUGCAAUCACUGAAAUAACUUUCUUCAUGGGAUCCAAAGCUACAGCUGUUUUUCACUAUGCCUUUAGCAUAAUCAUUCCAAUCUAUCCACUGCUCGGUUGCCUGAUGUCUUUCAUAAAGGUUUCUUGGAAGAAUAUGCCUAAGAGCGAGAAUGCCUUCAACCCAUGGGAUAAGCUUUUGGUGGCUGUUAUAUCGCCUUACCUGCAGUGUGCUCUGUGGAUUUUCCUCCUGCAGUACUAUGAGAAAAAAUAUGGAGGCAGAACCAUGAGAAAGGAUCCGUUUUUCAGAAAUCUUUCAACCAAAUCAAAGAGCAAGAAGUUUCCAGAACCACCCAACAAUGAGGAUGAAGAUGAAGAUGUCAGAGCUGAAAGACUCAAAGUGAAAGAGCUGAUGAGUUGUCAGUGUUGUGAAGAGAAACCAGCAAUUAUGGUCAGCAAUUUACAUAAAGAAUAUGAAGAUAAGAAAGAUUUUCUUCAUUCAAGGAAAAUUAAGAAAGUAGCAACUAAAUACAUCUCCUUCUCUGUGAAAAAAGGAGAGAUUCUUGGCCUGCUGGGGCCCAAUGGCGCGGGCAAAAGCACAGUUAUUAAUAUUUUGGUUGGUGAUACUGAGCCAACUUCAGGCCAGGUAUUUCUAGGAGAUUACACUUCAGAUGCAGCUGAGGAUGAUUCCAAUAAGUGUAUGGGUUACUGUCCUCAGGUAAACCCACUGUGGACAGAUAUUACUUUGCAAGAACACUUUGAGAUUUAUGGAGCAGUGAAGGGAAUGAGUUCAAGUGACAUGAAGGAAGUUAUAAGUCGAAUAACAAAUGCACUUGAUUUAAAAGAACAUCUUCAGAAAACCAUUAAGAAACUACCUGCAGGCAUCAAACGAAAGUUGUGUUUUGCCCUGAGUAUGCUGGGGAACCCUCUGGUUACUUUGCUAGACGAACCGUCUACAGGAAUGGACCCGAAAGCCAAGCAGCACAUGUGGCGAGCAAUUCGAACUGCAUUUAAAAACAAAAAACGAGCCGCUAUUCUGACCACUCAUUACAUGGAAGAGGCAGAAGCUGUCUGUGACCGAGUGGCUAUCAUGGUGUCAGGGCAGCUAAGAUGUAUUGGGACAGUACAACAUCUAAAGAGUAAAUUCGGAAGAGGAUACUUUUUGGAAAUUAAAUUAAAGGACUGGAUAGAAGACCUAGAAAUAGACCGCCUUCAAAGACAAAUUCUGUAUAUUUUCCCAAAUGCAAGCCGUCAGGAAAGUUUUUCUUCUAUUUUGGCUUUUAAAAUCCCUAAGGAAGAUGUUCAGUCUCUCGCACAGUCUUUCUCCAAGCUGGAAGAAGCUAAACAUACUUUUGCCAUUGAAGAAUAUAGCUUUUCUCAAGCAACACUUGAACAGGUUUUUGUAGAACUCAGUAAAGAACAGGAGGAAGAAGAUAAUAGCUGUGGGACUUUGAACAGCACCCUCUGGUGGGGAAGAACACAGGAAGACAGAGUAAUAUUUUGAACUUGUACUCUUCAGUCAGCUUAUCAAAUUUAUUUAUUCUUCACUUUAUUCCGAAGUAAUUUUAAAACUUUGUUUUAUACAUGGUAACUAGAGAACCAUGAAAGCACUCGGGACAUUUCUACGUUCCUUCAGUUCAGCUUUUGUGGUUGUGUGUUUUGUUUUCUUUCAAUAAAAACUUCAUAGAAUUAACUGAAUGUGCAUGCUCAUGUCAUCGUGUGGCAUUACAGAAGCAGUGCUUCUGAAUUUAAAGGAAGAGUGGCUGAAUAAUUUGAAUAGUUAUUUUUUAAAAGUUUAUACUAUCUUCUUACAUAAAUGUAAUAUCUUAAUCUAAAUAAGAAUACACAAAUGAUACCUAUAAAGGAGAUAAAGCAAUGCAAAAGAAUCUUGCUUCUUCUUUUCAGUGUCCUAGAGAAAACUUUGAAUGGAAUCACCAGCCUUAAAAAACCAGAAUUAAAUCAUUAGUCUUAGAGGUUUGAGAAGUGCCGUCCACAAGGUGGCAGUCAUCAGUCACCACAAAUGAGAUUGUGUUUAGUAGAUAAUGUUAGAUGCAGAUAAUUAGGUAUUUCAAAUUUAAUUUAUUUUGCUUAUGGAAAAAUUGAUGUGUCUGAUAAUUCCAGUUGUAGGAUGGAUUUCCUAGAAUAUUAGCACUUAGUAGUUUUUAUGGCUAGAAUGAAAGACAUCUAUAUAAGUGGAAAAAUUUAGCUUUAUCUUCAAUCUCAUUUUUCUUGGGAAAUACAAGUUUUGUGUUGUCUUUCUUUUAAAUGGCUCAUUUAGUAUUCCUUGGAUAAAGUAAUUGAUUGAAUAAUAUUUUUGUUGAAAAAUUUAUUAUUUGAUCCCUGUGUCCUGUAUAGUUUUAAAGUAAGUCAAUAUGAAGAUUUAUUUUGUAACGUAUUGCAUAUUAACUGUGGAAGAUGAUGGAAUAUAUGUAAACUCCUUCCUGAGGAUUCAAUUAAAGAUUUUAAAUGGAGCAUAUAUAAUUAUCUUUAGUGAGAACCCAAAUUUCACUCUGAACAAAAACAAAAAUAAGGCAUCGUUAAAACUGUCUUACAAACGCUUUUUUGUAGCACCCAUGUAUGGAACAUAGCAAUAAUGUAUGGUGUAUAUACUACUAGUUGACAUUACAUUUCACCCACAUUCAUGAAAGUAUUAGCAUUACAAAAAAGUAUCAAGAAUGUGUUUAUUGCAUUCGAGACAUAAAAAUAGUACGAUCUGGAUAAUUAGUCAUCUGAAAUGGCCAAGCACUUUAAUGAAAUUACAGAUUUGUUAGUGUAUAUAACAAUGGAAUUGUAGCUUUGUUGCAUAAUAAAACAACUGUGGUUUUAAGCUGCAUAAGCUUGAAAUAGUUCCUUUCUAAGUUCCAGGAAAAUGACAGACACAUUGCUCAUUGCUAUGGCAACUACUAUGCACAUUUUCAAACAUAUCUGUUUGAACAGCUCUCUUUAAAUGCCUUAUGGAAAAAAUCCAACCUUGCAAGUUUCUGUCUGUACUUUACAGCCCACGGUGGAGAUAUCUCCUUUGUGAGUUAACUUGGCAGUAACUCCUCUUACAACACCAAAUUAACUUUGGAUUCCUUUCCACGUGCAUGUCCCUAGCUAGUGAUAGGUGCAUAAUCAAGGCAUACUUAGAGGAAAGUCUUCGACUUUGCACAUAGAUUAAUAAAUAGUGUGUUGUAUUUUUAAGCAAGUCAUUGCUAAGUGAUACCAUAAAUUUAGAGAUAUUUUUAAUAUCUAGUAUUAAUGUAUAUCUAUAUUUAUGCACAAGGCCUUUCUUUUCAUACAUCUUUGUAACUGUGUGUGACCUUCAUACUAUAUUCCGCAUAUCAAACAAACUAUCUGAUGCACAAAGGCAGUCACUGAAAAAGUCUCGCUUUUCACUUAUUUUUUAAGAAUCUGGCCAUCCUAAGAGAGAUUAUUUUAAAGCAUUAUUAGCAUAGAGCAUUACCUGCUUUUGAGUAGAAUUUUGGUCGCUUUCAGUUUAAACUUGUAAAUAUGUGAUAAAUGCAAACCAAAUUAUUUUCCUUCAGAGCAGAAGUUGCCAUUAUUCUGAUCAACCAUAACUAUGUUGUUUAUUGUGUUAACUUAUUCUACUCGUGUUACUAUUGUUACAUAUGAAUAUCUUUUAUAAUCAUUUUUGAAAAGUUUUGUUGACAUAUACAAAAUGAGUAUAUUUGGGGGAUGAAAUAAAUUGUAAAUAUAAUGUGAAUGUUUUGGUUCUUACUAACAUUUUUAGAAUACUUUAAUUCAACAGACAUGCUAGUGGCUGUUUGCAGUGGUGAGUUCCUGGCUGGAAGGAUGGCUGUCAGCUCUGACCCUGUAAGCAGCCCGCAGGCCAGUGAGGGACUGGUCAUAGUUGAACUAGCUGCAGUGUGGCGGCUGCUUUGCUAGUACAGCUGACACUUUUAUAGCACAGUGAGUUCUUCUGUCAGUAGGUGGUUUUUUUCUUAUUGCUUUUCUCUUGGUCACUAAACUUUUCAUUCUGAUUGUGGUCUGAAUUUGUUACACUGUUGUGCCUUUUUUUCAUGUAACAUAGAUAGGCACUAAUUUCUAAAAUACAUAUGUUUUCCAAAUGUGUAUUUACUGUUGCUUAAAUGGAUUUUUUUCCUUCUCUUUCCUGAAAUAGUGCAUUAUAAAGAAAGAAUUUAUUCUCAGGUUAAGAAUUUUUUAUAUCUACUGUUCUUAUCAAGUAAAAGUUUACGCUUUUAAUUCCUAAUGUGUUAUAUGUACUUCGCAAUGAGAGCGCUUAAGAAAAAUAAGUGAUUGUUAUGAAUGAUGAUCCUUGGGAGCUGAAAAUUUAAAACAAUGUUGUACGCUGAAUUGGGUUCUGUGUUACUCAGUGUUGGUAAUUAAGUAAUGUCUCAUAUUAAUAUUGAAACAAAAACAGCUUGGAAGUGAUUGAUAAUUUUUUCAGUGUCAGAGUUUUCAAGUGUAGAAGGAACACUGGCAAUUACUGUGUUCAUUCAUGUUCACAUUUUAAACUAGGUUUAUUUAUCCUCUCUCCAGUGUAUUUCAUGCAAAUAUGAAACAUUUUAUUUAUACUUUAUUACAUUUUAAUAAAUUAUCUCCAGAUAUUUAACUCUGCAUAUUUGUUAAUUUCCUUUUAAAUUUUUAAAAACAAAUUGACCUUUCCUCCUAUAGCAUAUUUUAAAUGUAGUAAACAUAUUCUUUUCAAGCACCUGAAUAACCCUUGCAAACCAGAUAAAUUCUCUCUUGUUAUUUUAUACAUUCAUUUGACGCAC
Molecule: messenger RNA, 8270 nt
Organism: Ochotona curzoniae (black-lipped pika)
Lineage: Eukaryota; Metazoa; Chordata; Mammalia; Lagomorpha; Ochotonidae
Gene: ABCA5
Product: ATP binding cassette subfamily A member 5
Exons: 39
Coding region: 110-5035 (1641 amino acids)
Biological process (GO): transmembrane transport; lipid transport
Cellular component (GO): intracellular membrane-bounded organelle; membrane
Molecular function (GO): lipid carrier activity; ABC-type transporter activity; ATP hydrolysis activity
Source: RefSeq, a predicted model, not a curated record